Messenger RNA from Apaloderma vittatum (bar-tailed trogon), 1246 nucleotides. It is a transcript of the gene FAM20A, whose product is annotated as family with sequence similarity 20, member A. NCBI's taxonomy places the organism in Eukaryota, Metazoa, Chordata, Aves, Trogoniformes, Trogonidae. The annotation marks the transcript as partial. The transcript is spliced from 11 exons. The record is from RefSeq and is a predicted model, not a curated record. Gene Ontology annotation, cellular component: Golgi apparatus. Gene Ontology annotation, molecular function: protein serine/threonine kinase activator activity.
GAGGCAGGAGAGCAAAUAUUCCAGGAGACACAAGCUUUACAGGGAGGAGCUCAACCUGACCUCCCCGUCAGCGCCACUGCCGCUGCGGCCAGAGGCAAGCUGGCUCCAGUUCCACCUGGGCAUCAGCCGUGAUGGGCUCUACCCGCGCUCCAGCCCCACCGUCAACAAGCUCCUCCAGGACAUGCAGGACUUGACCAUGAUCAGUGCCGACUACAGCCAGGAUGAGAAAGCGCUGCUGGGAGCCUGCGACUGCAGCCAGAUCGUGAAGCCCAGUGGCGUGCACCUGAAGCUGGUCCUCAGGUUCCAGGAUUUUGGGAAAGCCAUGUUCAAGCCCAUGAGGCAGAAACGGGACGAAGAGACCCCUGAGGACUUUUUCUACUUUGUUGACUUCCAGCGGCACAACGCGGAGAUCGCCGCCUUCCACCUGGACAGGAUCCUGGAUUUCCGGAGGGUGCCACCCACAGUUGGGAGGUUAAUCAACGUCACCAAGGAGAUCCUGGAGGUCACCAAGAACGAGAUCCUGCAGAGCGUCUUCUUCAUCUCACCAGCCAGCAACGUUUGCUUCUUUGCCAAGUGCCCGUACAUGUGCAAGACUGAGUACGCGGUGUGCGGGAACCCUCACCUCCUGGAAGGGUCCCUCUCUGCUUUCCUGCCGUCCCUCAACCUGGCACCACGGCUCUCCAUCCCAAACCCAUGGAUCCGGUCCUACUCGUUUGAUGGAAAAGAGGAGUGGGAAGUGAAUCCGCUCUACUGCGACACAGUGAGGGAGAUCUACCCCUACAGCAAUGGCAACCGGCUGCUUAACAUCGUUGACAUGGCCAUAUUUGACUUCCUAAUAGGGAACAUGGACCGUCACCACUACGAGAUGUUCACCAAGUUUGGGGAUGACGGCUUCCUCUUACACCUGGACAAUGCCAGAGGGUUCGGGCGGCAUUCCCAUGACGAAACUUCCAUCCUGGCCCCGCUCUCCCAGUGUUGCAUAAUAAAGAGGACAACAUUAUUACGACUCCAGCUCCUGGCCGAGCCCGAGUACCGGCUCAGCGACGUGAUGAGGGAAUCCCUCCUGCAGGACCGCCUGGCACCGGUCCUCACCGAACCCCAUCUCUUGGCUUUGGACAGACGGUUGCAGCUUAUCCUGAAAGCUGUGGGGAAAUGCAUAGACACGUAUGGAGAAGCCAAGGUGGUGGCCAACGAUACCGCGCAGCCUGAGGCUCCUGCGUCUGACAGAGCGAAGCUGACGACUUAA